Molecule: messenger RNA, 693 nt
Organism: Coniosporium apollinis CBS 100218
Lineage: Eukaryota; Fungi; Ascomycota; Dothideomycetes
Exons: 3
Coding region: 1-693 (230 amino acids)
Biological process (GO): regulation of GTPase activity; endoplasmic reticulum to Golgi vesicle-mediated transport
Cellular component (GO): trans-Golgi network; TRAPP complex; cis-Golgi network
Source: RefSeq, a predicted model, not a curated record
AUGGCACUCCCCCCCACCGACCGCGCCUACAACCCCUCCGACCCCCUCGCAACCUACGUAUCGGCCUCGUGCCUCGACUUCCUUCUCAUCGAGCUCGUGCCCCUGGCACAGCGCAUGGCGACCGAGAUCGCCGAGCGGGAGGAAGAGUGGACGCGGGGCAGCCUCACAGCUUCAAGCUCGCAAUCGCAACGACAAGGAGGUGGUGGGGAGAGCAUACGAGGGAGUGGGGCUGAUGGGGGCAGUAGUGGAGGGGUAAGAGCAGGAGGGCUAGACGAAGAAGAGCUGCGCGAGGCCAUGUUCUACCGGCUCGAGAUGCUAGGCUAUAGAGUCGGGCUGGGGGUUGUCGAACGCUUCUCCCGCGACAAACCCCGCUUCAACGACACCCUCGACGUGAUCAAAUUCCUCUGCAAAGACCUCUGGACCCUCGUCUUCCGCAAGCAGAUCGACAACCUCAAAACCAACCACCGCGGCACCUACGUGCUGACCGACAACACCUUUGCGCCGCUGCGGCGCAUGAGCGUCGAGAAGGGAGUUGAUGGGACGCUUGCGAGGGCGCAGCCGUUCCUCUUCUUCCCUGCGGGCGUGAUACGCGGUGCGCUAGCCAGCUUGGGCGUCAAUGCUACGGUGCAGGCGGAGACGAGUGCGCUGCCGGGCGCAACUUUUCAGAUACGGACGGUGGGAGCGAAGCCUUGA